AUGGGUACCCACAUCCUUACCACCCUCGCCCUGGUGGCCUCUUUGGCCCUUGCCACCCAUGGCUUCUCCAACAAAUUCAAUAUGAAUCACCUGUGUGCUCUGGUCAAUGAUGGCCUCAUGAUUUCCUCUCUGGAUGCCUGUGAUGCCUAUUACGAAUGUCAGGGCGGCAAAGCUGCCCGUCGUAUCUGUCCAACGAAUUCCAUCUUUAGCAAGGAACAUCAAAGCUGUAUGCCCCAGGAUCAGGUACAAUGUGCCAUCUCCAGCAGUGUACCCUGUUCGGGUUAUACGGUGGGAUCGUGGGCACCCGUUGCCGGUUCAUGUACCGAUUUCUAUUAUUGCAGUCAAACCGGGCCGAUGCGUGCCUCCUGUCCCUAUGGUGAAUAUUUUAAUCCUGUGAAACAGGCUUGCGUCUAUCCUGGGGAAUAUCCAUGUUCGGGUUCAUCGACGGGUAUGGGAGUGGAUACCGAUAUCAGUAUUGAGGAUGGUAGUGGUGAGGCUGCAGAUGGUAGCUCAAUUUCGAUUACCAUUACCCUGCCGCUGAAUUUGUGUAACUUCAUACCGAAUGGUAUUUUCUUUGGUAGCCCCUCGGCCUGUAGCGGAUGGAAUAAGUGUGUGGAUAAUGUCCUGCAAAGCGGUAUCUGUGCCAAUGGCAUGGAAUACAAUGUCCUGACAAUGAUGUGUGAAUAUCCCCAAGUGGUGACAUGUUCUCAGGUUACCAAUGAUCCCUUCCUCGUGCCCAAUACCUGCAGCACCAAAAACACCAAAAAGGCCGGUUUCAGCUGUGACACCUAUAUGGUCUGUGAUGGCAGCUAUUAUCAAAUAGCACAAUGUCCCACUGGUGAAUUCUAUGAUACCGUCAGCCAACAGUGUGUCGAUCGCGCCGAGGCCCGCAAUAAUUGUGAUCGUUGUGAGGGUAGCACCAGCAGCUUCGUGAAUAUGUAUUCCGCCAACAACUGCACCGGUUAUUUGUAUUGUGUCAACGGUGUUGAGGUAGCUUCGGGUUAUUGUGCCAAUGGCAGCUAUUUUGAUGAGAGAGUUGGUGCCUGUGUUAUGGGUGCAAGUGAUCCAAUGUUGGGCUGUUGCAAUCCCCAAUAUUAUUCAAGUGGAUCGGAUAGUACAACCACUGCCAAUGAUACUGAUGGUAGUGACAACACGGACGCCACCACGGAGGCUGCUGAAAAGACCACCGUUGCUGAGGCGGCUGGUGCUACAACCGUUGCGGCCAGUAAUGCAGAUGGUAGUUCGGAUGCCAGUUCGAGUGCAACUUCGGGUACAGGUACUGAUGCCGGUACCGGUUCCAGCUCUGCUGCAGCUCCAUCACCCGCAGCUUAA
Messenger RNA from Musca vetustissima, 1332 nucleotides. RefSeq names its product peritrophin-48-like. The record is from RefSeq and is a predicted model, not a curated record. Bases 1 to 1332 code for a protein of 443 amino acids. Gene Ontology annotation, molecular function: chitin binding. NCBI's taxonomy places the organism in Eukaryota, Metazoa, Arthropoda, Insecta, Diptera, Muscidae. Gene Ontology annotation, cellular component: extracellular region. The transcript has 3 exons.